GUGAAAACACGAUCAAAAUGGCUAUCAAAAAAAUCUUUAUUUUCAUGGCAUUGGCUUUUGCAGUUGAUGCCUUUAAAUGGAAACAUUGCGGUAGGUUUGUAAAGUUUGUGUUUGUUUUUAUUUUGCUUCUGUUUUUCUCUUUGAUUUUCUCCUCAAGGUUCACGAUCCUCGAUCAUCCUGGGUGUUUUAACACUCUCGCUGUUCUCAAAAAAUUGAGAGAAAAGCCUUGAUUCAUAAGAUAGAAUACAAUGUUGACGAAAUAUCUAUCCAAAACCUAUGGGUCUUGUAAAAUUUCGAGCAAUUUCAAAGUUCCUCCGGUGUCCUUUAAUUUUCGACGAUUGUGUUCGCUCUCAAAGUGGCGGAUUUUAUGAAAAACUAUCUAGAAACUCUCGCGUUAUUUUGAGUCACGCAUUCUUGGAGAAAUAUAAUUUUCUGUCAAUAUUGCGGGUUGGCAAAAUUGAUACAAAAUCUCAGAGAACCACAUAUCUUAAAAACGUUGCUUUGAAAUUCAAAGUCUUAAAAAUAAAUAUGCACUUAUAUGGACAAGAGCUACAUAUGGAGGCCAUAUUAGAAACUACUUCUAGAAUAUUGCAGGAGUUGCCUAGACCUGGGAAGUCUCAAACUCUCGUAUCGACCAUUCGCCAACACUAGUUGGGCUGGCACUUAAGACUAAGGUCAAUUAUAAAGAAAUGAUGGCUCAACGAUUCUGCUCUUAGAUUUGACUAAACAUACCUGAGCCAUAACCUCUCUGAUCAAUUUUAUUCUUAUUCUGAGAAGAAAGCAUGAGGAUAUUUAAGGAAAAAAAAUGACGUUUUAGUCCACUUAUUAAGUUUACAACAAAAUAUUUCCUUAAAGUUUCAGCCGUUGGCGGAAAAUUGCGGGAUUAUCUGACAAAUUUUAAUAUGUCCACGAUAUUUGGUUUUUUUUUCUCUUUUAGUUAAAUCAUGUGGGAGAAAUUUUUUUCCUUUUUCGCGGUAUAAACUCUGGAUUGAAUUUCAGCAGGUUUAAAAAUUGUCUAUCUAAUUUUCUUUCGCCAAUUUUUUUUCUUUCGUCAUUUCGUGCAGCGGAGCAACUUCAUUCAAAAUCUUAUUAUUUGCAUACAUGGAGGCUUAAUUUAACCAGCUGCGUUUGAGGAUUUUCUUUAUCUCACUGAGUUUUCAUUUUACAUGAUAGAGGACAACUUGCCCUUAAGGGUGGAUUCGUUAAGCCUCUCCCCGCAUCCCCUGAGGCUCAGGAAAGGACAAAGAGUUACGUUAGGAGGAAAGUUUCGUGUUGGUGAAAACGCUGGAACAAACUACAAAGUUGAUGCCUUAGUAUGGAAAAAACUGCCAAUAAUCGGAUGGGCCAAGGUCCCCUGUUUUGGGAUGUGGUAGGUUUUUCAGUGAAGUUCGUCUUUUUUCUUUUUGCCUUUUUUCUUGUGGUGUUAACAUGGGAUCUUUUCCAUAUCAUUGAAUUGUGCUUGCCCUCGUUUUCAGACAGAGGUUAUAGAUCUUAAUCUUGGAGAUGGUCUAAAGACUUUUAAAACAGUGGAUAAUAGCGCAAAUACAUGAAAAUCGAUAUCACAUAUCAACAUUAUUCUACCCUCUGUAUCAUGUGAUAAAACCUAGGUCUUUUUUUUCCUUCCUCUCCCUUUUCAUCAUUAAAUGCAAGUGGUCGAUCAAUUAUUAUAUAAACUAAGGAACCAGUCAUUUUUGUAUCGCCGUGGGGGGAAGGGAGGGGUGGUGUGGGGGAAGAGGAAUAUUAUAAAGCCUUAUGGGUGUUCAGGUAAAUUUUAUUGAGGCACAAUCAAACCCCUUUCCCCCCUCCCACUUAGGCGAUGUGAAGUGACCUAUUCCUUAAUUGGCUCUCUUCUUUCUUUCUGAACUGUCGUUAUCUGCAGCACCCAUUCCAUUCGAUGUGAAAAGCUGGUGGACUUCUUGAAGGGGGCAAAAUGCCCACUGGCGCCGGGAAGUUACGAGGUUAAACAGCAGACACACUCUAUGCCUGACAUUCCCAUCCCAUCGUUCUUAAAAAAUGUA
Messenger RNA from Pocillopora meandrina, 2018 nucleotides. NCBI's taxonomy places the organism in Eukaryota, Metazoa, Cnidaria, Anthozoa, Scleractinia, Pocilloporidae. The record is from the annotation of a GenBank genome assembly.